Molecule: messenger RNA, 520 nt
Organism: Vigna umbellata (rice bean)
Lineage: Eukaryota; Viridiplantae; Streptophyta; Magnoliopsida; Fabales; Fabaceae
Source: RefSeq, a predicted model, not a curated record
CUACUACUGACGGCUUAAAAGCACAAUGAAUGAGAAAGGACAUUUUUGAGAAAAAAAAAGCAACCCGACCCGUCUUCUUUGGAACUGAUCCAAGCAGCACAAAACCCAAGUCAAUUGGCGUUGGCACGAUUCAGAGAUUUGGUUCGCCUGAAACCUAAUGGCUCCGAAGCCCAAGCCGGCGUCGUCGCAACCUGCGCCUCCCCCUCCCCUCGAAGAUCUGUUCACCACGCUCAACAGGCACAUCCAGGCUUCUGCAUUCGACAAUGUCGUCAAAGUUACAGAUCAGAUUCUUGCCAUUGCACCCGACGAUGAGGACGCGCUCCGAUGCAAGGUCGUUGCGCUGAUAAAAAAUGACCGUGUCGAGGAUGCGCUCUCCGCCAUUAAGUCUUCUCGGAAGCAGCUCGAUGAUUUUCAUUUCUUCAAGGCAUACUGCUUGUACAGACAAAACAAGUUGGAUGAAGCUUUGGAGUCUUUGAAAAGACAGGAGAGANAGUGUUUAAUUGAUACUAAAAUAAAUUAG